Messenger RNA from Perkinsus marinus ATCC 50983, 558 nucleotides. Its product is annotated as d-3-phosphoglycerate dehydrogenase, putative. Gene Ontology annotation, molecular function: phosphoglycerate dehydrogenase activity; NAD binding. Gene Ontology annotation, biological process: L-serine biosynthetic process. The record is from RefSeq and is a predicted model, not a curated record. NCBI's taxonomy places the organism in Eukaryota, Perkinsozoa, Perkinsida, Perkinsidae. Bases 1 to 558 code for a protein of 185 amino acids. The transcript is spliced from 5 exons.
AUGACUCCCCAUACAGUGCUUCUGGCUACUACGAAACCCUUUGCGAGGGACGCUGUAGGCGCUAUCAAGACUAUAUGUGAAGAGCAUGGUCUUGUAUUCGAGAAGUUGGAAGGGUAUAAGGAUCGAGCUGAGCUGUACGAGGCAGUGGCCACAGCCGAAGCCUGCAUUGUUCGCAGUGAUGUUUGCGACGAAGAAUUUUUCUCCCAUGCUAAGAACUUGAAAGUUCUGGUACGCGCUGGUGCGGGUGUGGACGCAAUAGACCUGCCAGCAGCCACAAAUCACGGAGUUUGCGUCCAGAACACUCCGGGACAGAAUUCUAAUGCGGUUGCGGAGUUGGUCUUUGGCAUGCUUCUAGCGCAUAAGAGGAAUUAUUUCGACGGCAACUCUGGAACAGAGAUUAGAGGAAGCAGUCUUGGAUUGUACGGCUGUGGCAACGUGUCGCGAUUCGUGAUUCUGGCAGCCCAAGGCUUUGGCAUGGACAUUUAUGCUUAUGACCCUUUUCUCACUCCAGAUCAAAUCGCGGACCUGGGGGCAGAACCACUUUAUGAUGUGAGUUGA